AAUGAAUUCUGAAUUUAUAUUAGAGUAGCUUGCUUUAGGAAAACGAAUUGAUGGUAGAGAUCCAUUAUAAUAAAGAAUGAUAUAAUGUCAUUUUGGACCUUAGAGUACUGGUGCUGUAGAAUUAAGUUUAGGUGAAACAAGAGUAUUGAAAUCAUAAAAUUUAAUUAAGGUAUUUGCAACAACAAGUGCUUCAAUUACAACUCCUAAUCCAAUUAGACCUUCUGAAGGUUUUCUAAAAUUUCAUUUGGAUUUAUAAGUGUUGAGAGAUACUGGAUUUAUGUAAAAUCCAAUUAAAUUAGGAAUGGAAAUUGAAAAAUACAUUGAAAAAGUUAUUAAAGGAUCUAAGUAUAAAAUUUAUUAAAUGAAGAGCACUUGAUACAGAAUCACUAUGUAUUUUAUCUGGUAAAAAUGUUUGGACUAUCGAUGUAAAUUUGGCCCUAAUUAAUAAUGAUGGAAAUCUAAUAGAUGCUAUGUAUCUAUGUUGUAUUUUGUCAUUACAACAUUUUCGAAGACCCUAAGUCAGUGUUUCUCUUCAAGGAGUUAAAAUAGAAAUUGAAAAGAGAUUAGUACCUCUUAGUAUCCAUCAUAUACCUUUAAGUCUUACUUAUGCAAUUUUAGAGUUGAAUUAAUAAACUAUUCUUUUAUAAGAUCCAUGUGUAAGAUCUGUUAUCUAUUGAUUUUAGUUGGAAGAGGAAGCAAUUUAGAAUGGAAGAAUUACCUUUAGUGUAAACAUUUAUAAUGACAUAUGUCAUGUUCAUAAACCUGGAGGAUCACCAAUUAAUAUUUCUAUUUUACAAUAAUUGACCACUGUAACUUUGAUGAAAUCAAAACCAUAUACAGAAGAAAUCAGAAAUCUAUUAAUCAAUAACAAAGGUUUUCCUAUUGAAAAGACUGUCACACUUUUCAAAUUUGAGUUACCUAAAUAAACAAGUGAUGCCAUUUAAGUUGAAUAAUUAGAGUAAUUGUAUAAUUAAUGA
Messenger RNA from Paramecium sonneborni, 977 nucleotides. The record is from the annotation of a GenBank genome assembly. NCBI's taxonomy places the organism in Eukaryota, Ciliophora, Oligohymenophorea, Peniculida, Parameciidae.